UCAAUAAAUUAAAUUAAAUUCACGAAAGAUAAAGCUCUCUCUCUCUCUCUCUCUCAAUUUGGAUGCGUAUUCAUAACUUCACGAGAAAUCUGGGUUUCAGACGCAGACGAUAACCUCAACACGUUCGUCCAAAUCACUCCGCAUUCACUCACCGAUACCUUUUCUCUCCCCUCUAUCUCUCUCUCCCUCUCUCAUUAAUCGUUUUAUUGUUGAAUACUUUGUACUGAUUUUUAGCUAAAAAGUGUGACCGCUUUUGUUUUCCGGUAAGUUUUCUCUGUCUCUUCAGAAUUUGAAGGCGAGAUGAAGAAGAAGCAUCCCGUUGUGGAGGUGGAGAAGAAGAAGAAGUAUCCGAUUGGUCCCGAGCAUUAUGAACUCUACGAGGAAAUUGGCCAAGGCGUGAGUGCCACGGUUCACCGUGCUCUUUGCAAACCGUUCAAUGAGACUGUAGCCAUCAAAAUUCUUGAUUUUGAACGCGACAAUGCUAAUCUGAAUAACAUUUUUCGUGAAGCUCACACAAUGAACCUAAUUGACCACCCUAAUGUCCUUAAAUCGCACUGCUCCUUCGUUAGUGAUCAUAAUUUGUGGUUUGUCAUGCCAUAUAUGGCUGGCGGUUCCUGUCUUCACAUCUUAAAAGCCGCUUACCCUGAUGGUUUUGAGGAGGUUGUAAUAGCCACAAUAUUGCGAGAAGUGUUAAAGGGUUUAGAAUAUCUUCAUCAUCAUGGGCAUAUACAUCGCGAUGUCAAAGCUGGGAACAUUCUAAUUGAUGGCCAUGGGGCAAUCAAGCUUGGAGAUUUUGGUGUAUCUGCUUGUCUUUUUGAUUCUGGUGACAGGCAACGCACACGCAAUACAUUUGUGGGGACACCCUGCUGGAUGGCACCUGAGGUCAUGGAACAACUGCGUGGCUAUGACUUUAAGGCUGAUAUCUGGUCAUUUGGCAUAACUGCAUUGGAGCUUGCCCACGGUCAUGCUCCUUUCUCAAAGUAUCCACCAAUGAAGGUGCUGCUGAUGACAUUGCAACAUGCACCUCCAGGCCUUGAUUACGAAAGGGAUAACAAGUUCUCCCAUACAUUUAAAGACAUGAUUGCUAGCUGUCUAGUGAAAGAUCCUUCAAAACGACCAACUGCUAAAAAGUUGUUAAAGCAUUCAUUCUUCAGGCAGGCACGUUCAAAUGAUUAUAUUUCACGAAAGCUUUUGGAGGGGCUUCCUGCUUUAGGUGAUCGCAUCAAAGCUUUAAAGAUAAAAGAAGAAGACAUGCUUGCUCAAGAGAAAAUGCCUCAUGGGCGAAUGGAAGAAAUAUCUCAGAAUGAAUACAAGCGAGGAAUUAGUGGCUGGAACUUCAAUCUUGAUGAUAUGAAGGCCCAGGCUUCCUUGAUCCAGGAUUCUGACGACCCCAUAGAUGAUAAUAUAGGAUGUUCAAAUUCCUUUUCUACACCCAAUGAACAUGACAAGCCAUCAUCAAGUCAAAACCAAAAUCCCUCUCAAAUUUUAGACGUGGACAACACUGAUGAGAUGCAAAAUAUAUCUGCUUCUGUCCCCAUAGUUGGAUCCACACUAAAUGGCACCAAGUUAAAAUGUGAGGAUCAUGAUUCUAGCAUCACCAGUUCAAGCCAUAGGGAGGACAUUUCACCGGACUCUUCAUCGCUUCUUGAUAACGAGGUUGAUCAUUACAUGGAUGAAAAAUCUAUCAGGGAGACUGGUGGGAGGUCUCUAGAGGAAACAGCUAUUCAUUCCCUUCGUGGUAGAUUUUCAAUGAAUGUCUCCCACGAAGUUACACCUCCAUCUAUUCAGGGAGAAAGGGAGAAGCCGCAACAUCAGCCCCAGAACAACCUAAACUGCAAUGCGACUACAGUUCCCCUAACGAGGGAUGAUGUGCAUGCUGAACUAUCUUCAAAAGCUUCAAAAUUGUCAGUAGCAAGUUCUGAUGACAAUGAUGAGAAAGCAAAGGUACCAGUUGUUCAGCAGAGAGGACGGUUUAAGGUUACAUCUGAAAAUGUUGAACUAGAAAAGGUGGGCCCAUCUUCUCCUGUACAGCAAAAGAAUCAGGCAUGAAGGUUUGGAGUUUUGAGGUUUGCACCACUGUGAAUCGCCCACAAAUCUAACAGUUCUAAUCCAAGUCAAUUUCUCUCACAAGCAUUCGGCGAAUAACUUAUUUUAUUUUGCAUUGGGCCAAGUGGUGGUUGACUUGCAUCCCUUGUCAGAUGAAAGUGUUCAUAGUUAUGGAAUUUAUUCAUUUACAAAUGUUAUUGAUUAACAAUAAAUUCAAUAAUAAUCAUAUACCAACAGUAAUCAGUUAAAACACCUUAUUCCUGUGCUUCUUGUGGAAAUGAAACGGUUUAGUAGGUCAUCAUCUCCACAUAAUCCAGCUUCUCUGCCUUUACCUUUGUCA
This is a messenger RNA of Neltuma alba, 2386 nucleotides long. RefSeq names its product serine/threonine-protein kinase OSR1-like. NCBI's taxonomy places the organism in Eukaryota, Viridiplantae, Streptophyta, Magnoliopsida, Fabales, Fabaceae. Bases 301 to 2049 code for a protein of 582 amino acids. Gene Ontology annotation, molecular function: ATP binding; protein serine/threonine kinase activator activity; protein kinase activity. The record is from RefSeq and is a predicted model, not a curated record. Gene Ontology annotation, biological process: protein phosphorylation. The transcript has 15 exons.